Messenger RNA from Cladophialophora bantiana CBS 173.52, 3987 nucleotides. RefSeq lists its product as uncharacterized. The record is from RefSeq and is a predicted model, not a curated record. The transcript is spliced from 7 exons. The coding region runs from base 1 to 3987 and encodes 1328 amino acids. Lineage: Eukaryota; Fungi; Ascomycota; Eurotiomycetes; Chaetothyriales; Herpotrichiellaceae. Gene Ontology annotation, cellular component: clathrin-coated vesicle. Gene Ontology annotation, biological process: clathrin coat assembly; protein phosphorylation. Gene Ontology annotation, molecular function: clathrin binding; ATP binding; protein kinase activity.
AUGGAGAAGAUUGUAAAAGGCGCCACAAAAAUCAAGUUGGCUGCGCCCAAGUCCAAGUACAUCGAGCCCAUACUGUCUGCCACGAAUGGCGGAGAAUCAGGUGUCGCCGAAGUCUUCCGUACUCUACAACUUCGUCUGAGAGACUCGACAUGGACGAUUGUCUUCAAGGCGUUAAUCGUGGUCCAUCUCAUGAUAAGAGAAGGUCAGCCCGAGGUUACUUUGAGGUACAUAUCCGAAUCGCCCAAGAGGUUGGCAAUCAGCAGCUUCACAGAAGUUCAAACUCAAGGUCUUAAUAUCCGAAGGUACUCGGAAUACUUAUUGGAGCGAGUGCGAGCCUUCCGUGAUACCAAGACAGACUUCGUCAAGUCAGGAGCUGGGAAGAUGCGCAGACUGACGGUGGAAAAAGGGCUGUUGAGGCAAACCGAGAUUGUGCAGGAUCAAAUAGAGGCGUUGGUGCGAUGUGAUUUGCUGGGCACCCAUGAUCCGGAUAACGAAAUUUCACUGACGGCUUUUCGUCUUUUGACGCUGGACUUGCUGGAGCUCUUCAAGGUAAUGAACGAGGGCACUAUCAAUGUUCUAGAACAUUACUUCGAAAUGUCCCGUCCUGACGCUGAGCGGGCACUGCAAAUUUACAAGACUUUUGGCAGGCAGACGGAAAUGGUGGUGCAAUAUCUCAGCCUUGCCAGACAGUAUGAAAUGUCGACUCGCCUGGAGGUACCGAGAUUGAAGCACGCACCAACAACCCUGACCAAUGCUCUGGAAGAAUAUCUCAAUGAUCCGGACUUUGAACUCAAUCGAAGACAAUAUCUGGCGCAGCAAGAAGCGAAAAGGACCGGGAAGCCAGUUUCUGCCGCUCCAGCAUCCAAUCCCUUCGACAAGCCGGCAACAAAAGAAGUCGCCGCGGCAUCAUCUGCAGCCAAACCGCAACCCUUGCAGUCACCGCCUAAAGGCCCAGCACCGGACCUGAUUGACUUCUUUGAGUCCAUUGAGCAGAACCAGCAGACGAUGGGUCAAGCCAACUUCAACCCGCAGCCUCAAUUUCAGCAAGGAACACCCCAAGCCCAGUCCUAUCAGCAAGCACCUGUGCCUCAACAGAUGGGAUACAAUCCAUUUCUGCAGCAACAGCAGACGUUCCAAAGUCAGACCCUGCCGCAGGCUCAGACUCAACCUCUGCAAACAGAUUUCACAGGUGCAGGGUUCGGUGGAUAUGGAGCUCAGCCACAGCAGCAGGUACAGCCAGCAGGGGGGUUCCAGUUUUCGACACAGCUGUCACCGAUCCCUCAGAACGGCGUGGCGAACUUCCCGUCACAAUCGUUUCCGUCGGCUCAGCUGUCUCCCAUACAACCACAGCCAACAUCCACCAAUCCGUUCCGGCAGUCCACGAUGAAUACCGGAAGCACUCAAUUUUCCCCGGUCAGCCCUCCUGCUCCGGUCCGGUCGUCGACCAAUCCAUUUGCGAAGCACAACACUGGCGCCAUUCCCCACAACGACCACACGGCAGGGACCAUGCACGACCAGACAACCCUCUCUCCAGUCUCACCAGAGCAACCUUUUCCUUCGAACCCAUCCUUCCUCUCGUCUCCGUCGCCUCUCCAACCUCAAAGAACAGGUACGAAUCCGUUCGCGAAGAACCGGCCGACGACGUCUGGAGGCCCCGUGACAACAAACGUGACGGGAAGCACCAAUCCAUUCCGACAAAGCGCCUUUGUCAAUCAACAGACGGGGCAGGGCUGGCAGCAUAGCAACCAGGGCACUCUGUUGGGAUUUGACGUGAAUAAUAAGAUGGACGAAGGCACCGGAGAUGACAUUCCGACGCUCUCCAUCAUCCCCUACGACAACAACCGCGAGAUCGUGCUCCGCCACGCAGACACGAUUGUUUACCGUGAUCCGAGAACCAACCAACUAGUUCCCUUCCAUCGAAACCAGGAUGUAGAACGACGCUCCUCCGACUGUCCGACGUGCGGUCGCCCGUGGCAUAGACAAGGAUCCUCAAGCACCCAAGAUCCUGGAUCAAGCCCAAUGGAAGAUCAGCCGAGUUUCAUCACAGAGGGCUAUUUUGAAAUGCUCGCCCGAAGUCUUCCUGGUUCAAACGAAACAUCUGCACCACCUUCCCCGAGACGCCGAAUCGCCCAACCCGUCCGCUCUCGGCUUCAUCCUUCCUCGGCCACUGUGUCGCCGCCUCCAAAUGCAGAGUUUAUUGCCAGCGCUCCGGUGCCUGCUAGUCAAGCCCACGGGAUCUCGGAGACGGCCUUUUCCCCAAACUACUUCGAGAAGUUCUUUGUCGAAGAAAGAGAGCUCGGAAGAGGUGGCCGAGGCGUUGUUCUGUUGGUCAAACAUGUCCUCGACGGCGUUACCCUCGGUCAUUUUGCUUGCAAACGUGUUCCCAUUGGAGAUGACCAUGCCUGGUUGGAGAAGGUCCUUGUCGAGGUCCAGCUUCUGCAGACUUUGUCCCACCAAAACCUAGUCUCCUACCGGCACGUUUGGUUGGAGGACUUCCAAAUCAGCACAUUUGGCCCAAGCGUCCCCUGCGCAUUCAUUCUGCAGCAAUACUGCAAUGGAGGAGACAUGCAGAAUUACGUCCUAGGCUCGGCGCAAGCAUCCACGACGACUCAAGAACUAAAAGAACGGAUUCGUCGGAAGUCAAAGGGGGAGUCAGACCUGCCUCGGCGGCCAAAUGAACCCAAAAAGUUGCAUUUCGACGAGAUUUACAACUUUUUCAAAGACAUCACAUCCGGAUUGAGGCAUCUUCAUCACGCCGGCUUCAUCCAUCGAGACCUGAAACCCAGCAAUUGCCUCUUACACACUGUCGGCGGUGAGACCCGAGUCCUAGUCAGCGACUUUGGCGAAGUCCAGUACGAAUAUGCUACUCGAAAAUCCACCGGCGCUACCGGGACGAUAUCGUAUUGUGCACCUGAAGUGCUCCGACGCAUCUCUCCAGGUGGACCAUUUGAGAACUUUACGUCAAAGUCCGACAUCUUCUCACUGGGCAUGAUUCUACAUUUUCUUUGCUUUGCAAACCUUCCCUACAAUUCCGCAAACGUCCUUCACGAAGAGCGUGAAGACAUAGAUGAACUGAGAGCAGAAAUUACUAGCUGGGGAGGAUUUGACGAUCAGCGCAAGUUACGCCCAGAACUACCGCCUGCACUCUACUCUUUUCUCAAGCGACUUCUGUCCUUGAACCCAGAUGAACGGCCGAGCGCAGACGAUGUCCUUCAGGUCGUCUCUUCUGGUAGACUUGAUGAUAUUCCUGCCGCACGGAGGCGGAACUCAAUGGAACCAGAGGAAUUAACUCCAGGCCGACGGAUCCAGAAGUUGGAUACACCACAAAAAGGGAACUCCCCCCAGGGAAGACCAAAUCGCGAUGUCCCUUCUAGACCAAAGCGAUCAUUCUUUCGAUCCCCGAGAUCGGUGUCUCAGGAGCCGAGAGGAUCCGAAGCGGUAAUCAGCGACCAUGGGUACACAAGCGGCAGCGAGGCAGACCGGGAGCAACUCGCACGCAAAACGUCCGCGUCGACACGGCGCGAGUCUGCAAACCUCAAGCUUAAUAGCACUAUGAUCCUCCGGGCAAAGCAUGCCUCAUCGUCCCUUCCAUCUUCCCCUUUACCAAAAUCCCCUACACCAUCACCGGUCCGGCAACAGCUCCUCCUUGAACCGGCACAACAGCUUGAUCGGCCGGCGUUAUCCCUAUUGCUCUAUCGAUUCUAUAGUUUCGCCGACGCACCCAUUACCUCCCCCUCUACCCGCCUCGCCAUACUCGGAGUAAAACUAUUCACCACUCUCCAACCCUGCCUAUCACAAGGCAUGAAUGCGAUAGUCGUCUAUCCUAUCAUCGCCAUCGCAUUUCUAGAGUUUUCAUUGACGCAUUUGCGGAUAUGGAAAGCCGGGGUAGCUAUGCUGGCUCAUUUCUUUGUGCUUGCCAUAGCGUGGAGAACGGAUAGGUUGUGUUGGACUUCCAAUGGCUGGUGGAUCCAUUGGGAUGGCGAAUGA